Messenger RNA from Penicillium concentricum, 3165 nucleotides. RefSeq names its product fungal specific transcription factor domain-containing protein. NCBI's taxonomy places the organism in Eukaryota, Fungi, Ascomycota, Eurotiomycetes, Eurotiales, Aspergillaceae. Gene Ontology annotation, biological process: DNA-templated transcription. The transcript is spliced from 3 exons. Gene Ontology annotation, molecular function: zinc ion binding; DNA binding. The coding region runs from base 1 to 3165 and encodes 1054 amino acids. The record is from RefSeq and is a predicted model, not a curated record.
AUGAGCCCCCCUUCUCCGAAGAAGAAUGGCGGCAAUCCUUCUGUUCCUAGACAAAUCCGCUUUGUCGCAACCGAUGGGCAGCCGCAAACCAAGCGUCGCCGCGUUAAUGCCGCGUAUGUGGACCAUACCGAGGACCAAUUUGUCGGUCAAGACGCUGACGUCACUUUCAGUGUCUCGAUCGCGGAUAUGUUGCUGACGGAGUAUAUGCGGGAAGUGUGUAAGACUUGCUCCGACUAUAAGCAUGUCUGCCUUGGAUACACCGAAUCGACCGCACACCUGCGAACGCAGUCUGACUCCGCAUCGCGAGCGCCGCCGCGCCUUUCCGUUCCGAAUGAAUCGAACCAGCGCGCUUCCCGGGCAGUCGAAAGCAGCUCCCCCGAACCAGUGCCAAUAACGAUACCCAAGCCCCCCGCGGAUAAAUCCACCAAGACGAAAGCGCCUGGAUCACAGGAUAUCUCUUCUUUUGGGGAUACUUCUUCAUUCGGGAAGGAAUUGGAUACACAAGCUGUUGGGGACAGUCCAGCGAGUGGUCGUACCUCUGUGAGCUCAGCGAGUCGCACGCAUGUCCCGUAUUUUCGAUACUUUGGCCCCACCGCGAUUGUACCGGGGUUUAAACAAAUGGUUGUGCAGGUUCGAGGUUCUCGCAGGAGUAACCCAUCCAUGUCCUCAGACUCCCCCUCUCCUAUUCGGAGCCCUAAACCGUCCGAAAUUCCCACAAGACCCCUUGCUACUGCCCCGGAUAACCGAGACAGUCGCGAUGCAAAUAUCCCAUUUUAUGACCGAGAUGAUACGCUUCCCGUUUCGAAUCUUGUAUCACAUUUGUGCGAACUCUUCUUUGCCCACCUGGGCUGCAGCUUUCCCUUUCUACAACGAGAGAGAUUUCUUCAGGACCUUAAAGAGAAAAAGGUUGACACCAUGUUGGUAGACGCAGUGUGUUCAUUAGCUGCGAGAUUCUCAAUACAUCCAUCACUUGGUCCUCCACAGGCUCCUCCUAUCGAUCGCUCGCAGCCCCUACUUGACGAUAAAAAGUGGGAUCGAGGUUUGCCCUUUGGUCAUCGCGCAAUGAGCGCUCUCGUGGAUUCAUUGCCAUGCCCAACUCUCUCUGCCGUCCAAGCCUGCUUGUUGCUCGCAUAUGAACAGUUCGGAUCAAAUCAUGACAGUGGACUCUGGAUGUACCUUGGAAUAUCAAUUCGCAUGGCGCAGGACCUUGGACUGCAGAAGUUCCAAGGCCUCAAACAUAAUUACGGCAGGACUGGCGUCACACCAAGUGAAGUGAUGACAGGCCAGGCUGGGAAAUUAAGAGAGGAACAGUAUGAUGAUCUUGAUGUGCAUCUGACACCCAAGGCUAAUCCACAGCCUUUGAUUGAGGAACGUGCCCGGGAGCGCGAACGGGUAGACUCAUUCUGGAGCAUCUUUUUCCUAGACCGAGUCAUUUCUUCGGGCACCGGGAGGCCAGUGACACUGCGCGAUGAGGAUAUUGAACUCUGUUUCCCUCUUCAGUCUGAAUCUCAGCUACCAAAUGGGUGGCCCGCGCCUUUCCCACCGCUUAUUCGGAUAAUUCAUCUGUACGGCCGGGUGACCGACUUGAUCAAUGGCAUCCAAGAUGUCAAGCUCGUCACGCCGGACACGUUGAAGAUGUUGGCUGGGAUGGAAAGCGACUUAACUGGCAUCUAUCAACGCUUGUCCCCAAGACUUUAUUUCAACGCAGCUAAUUUUCAAGCUUAUGUCAAAGCCAAGGAGGGAACCAAUUUCAUUCUUCUUCAUUUUUGGUUUCAUACUCUCAUCGUUCUCCUUCACCAACCGACGCUGCUGAACUCGUUUGGUGGAUCAAUACAACAUCUCUAUCCGAAUAGUCGUGAGCUGUCGAUGUCAUCUGCCAAGACUAUUGCCGAUAUCCUAUCCUUCUCGGAGCUUGUCGACGGGAAAAGCUUCAUUGGUAACCCUUUCACGAGUCAGCCGAUGUACAUUGCGGCGUGCGCAUUCCUCAUGGAGAGUGCGUACUAUGCGUCUCCAUCUUCGGGGGCAGGGUCAACCCCACCCCAGCCAUUGUUGGCGAAUCAAUCCAGUGGGUUUGUGAUGCCCACUAUGGAGUCCUCAAAUGGGACAGAACGGAAGUCUACGGCGAAGCAUAUCCUGCUUGCUUCUGCCGCCAGAGAGAAUUACCAGCGGUGUUACAAGGCUUUGAAAGCACUCAAUGCGUACUGGGAAGGCACUGGAUAUAUUUUGACAGUGCUGGAUCAGAAGGCCAAGGGGAUUGUCGAUCCUCUCCUUUACGCUGUGGAGGAUAUGGAAAACACUGCAGGUAUCACCCCAGGACAGCCUCUUGGGACAGGAGCUUGGCGGGCGGGCAAAGCGCCGGUGGACUCUGUCUUUGAUAUGGAAAGACCAGCCGGGGUCGCAGAUAUCUCAUCUGACGGGAAACGGUCACCCCACAUUGAUCCGAGUCAAGCUAUCGGAUGGGCGCUCACUGGAGCAACAAAUUCUUCACAGCCCAACUUAAGUCUGCUUUAUCAGAUGUCCACGACUGAGGCCGAGUCUCCGUCCAAUCGACCAACAUACUCGUCGCAGUACAGUCACAGCUACCCAUUUCUACCAACAAAUGCCGGCGAAGGGCCAAGCUCUUCAUAUCCACAAUCUAUCGCACCAGCCAGGGCUCACGAAGAAAUGACGCCCUCGCUUACGACAGCAAAUGCUAAAUACUCCAAUAUUCAAUCCAGACAAAUUAGCAGUGACCCUUCUUAUUACAUGGGCAUGAAUCCAGCAUAUCCCGAAUCAAAUACGCGGACAACACGUCCCGUAGAGACAUCACAAUCUACUUUCCCCGGGAUGCUAUCCUCCGGGCUACCAACUUCACAUAUGGGUACCCAGCCCUCCGCCUAUAGUUACUCGAUACCUCAAACGACAAACGAGCACCAAGCUAGAAACCAAAUGGGGUCCCGCGACCCAGGUGUCGAUCUCCAGCCGACCAUUGAUGAUGCCAACGGGAUGAUGAUCGGGAGUCACGAGGUCGAUAUGAACACUAUCCACCAUCAGGACUCUUUCCCGUUCGCCAACGGCGAGAUCCUUCCGUGGCUGGAAUACCUCCCUCAAGAUGUUCUGAGUUUCUUCGGCGACCAUCAAAAUUAUCCGCUUAUGAGCCCUGACGAUGUGUCACGGCCUCCAUAA